AAAUAACAUUUUUAAACUACUAAUUACCUAUCGUUCUGGUAGUUGACAUUUCAUAAAACUUUUAAUUGUUAAAAGGAAAAGUUUAUAUCCCUUCUCUUUUAAACAAUUAUGAUUUAUAAAUUAUUAACCUGUUCCUACAUUAUAUAUACACUGUAUAUAACCCCAAUUAAUGGUGGAUGUCCACUUAAAAAAGAUUGCAAUUGCCUAAAAAUUGAAAAAUUCUACGAAUCGAUCGACUGCUCCAAAAAAGGUCUUGUAACUGUACCGGAAACGACAGAAACGAAGAUAACUGUUGAAAAAUUUUCAUUAUUAAAUAAUAAAUUAAAAACUAUACCGAAAAAUUACUUUGAAAGUUUUUCACAAAUUAAAUCAUUGGAUUUAGAUGAAAAUGAAUUUUCGGCUAUUCCAGAAGCAAUUAAAGUUCUAAAUGUUACAAAGACUAUUUGGAUUCAAAGCAAUAAAAAGUUGAAAAAAUUGACGAAAGGUUCAUUUACCGGUUUAAUAAGCUUAGAAGAAAUAUUCUUAUCGAAAAACAAAAUAGCAACUAUUGAAAGGGGAACUUUCGACGGUUUAAUGAAACUCGAGACGCUUACAUUGGAAAAGAAUGCAAUUGUUUCGAUAGGAAACGGUUUAUUUGAAGGUGUUGAAAAUUCACUCAAGUACCUGGAUUUGAGCUACAAUAACAUAAGUAAAAUAGACGACGACGCCUUCUUAAAUCUUACAAGAGUAGAUACGUUGUUUUUAGAAAAGAAUAAAAUAAAACGUAUUACAAGGGAACAAAUGCAUUCGUUAAUUAGUAUAGAACACAUAAAUCUGUCCGAUAAUUUAAUUGAAACAAUUGAUGAGGAUGCUUUUAAAUCGUGGACUAAACUUAUAUACAUCUCUCUAUGGAAUAAUAAGCUGGCAUCAGUUUCGCCUAGUUUAUUCUCUACUAUUGCCCCUAGUUUGGACUUUAUAAGUUUGGGAUCGAAUAAGAAUAUUUCACUUGACAAAGAUUUCCUUAAAAAUUAUGUUCGACUAGAAACACUGGACUUGAGCUAUACAAAAACUACCAGUUUACCUACUAUAACUCAUUUGAAGUUCUUAAAGCAAGUCUUCAUUAUUGGUACAAAGAUAAAGACGAUUUACGAAUGUGAAUUUGAGGGUUUAAAUCUGGACAAAAUUGACUUAUUUUGGGAUUAUACUCCCGUUAAUUGCACUUGUGAUUUAAAUUGGAUGAAAAAGCUAUAUACUCCUGAAAAACUGAAAAAUUCCAAAUUACAUUUAGAAUCUCCAGUUUGUAGGUAUCCGAAAAACUUGAAGAAAAGCCAAUUAGUUUAUGCAGACCUCUGUCCAAGGGGUAGCUCAAAGAAAUGGUGUAAUUAUUCAAAACCUAUUCCAAGUGGUGGUAAAUCAUCAAAAUCGGUUAUAUCUAUAACAAGAGUUGUUGAAAUGUCAAGUUCUCUUACUAUAAUAUGGGAAAUAAAUGAAGAUAUACCAAUUAAAAGCUUUUUCAUAACCUCAAAAGGUAAAAAUGGAAACAGUUAUCACUUAACAAAACAUCUUCCGCUUUCGGACAGAGAGUAUAAAUUUUCGAAAUUGAAAGCUCACAAAUACUACGUGGUUUGCGUUGUAGCAAUUGAUUCAAUGAAUGCAGAAAUAUCAAGAUCCUGCGAAGAUACAGAAACAAGUGAUACAGUCGUCAAGAAAUUAAGUCAUAACGAAAUAGGAGCAAUUGUUGCCGGGAUACUAGGAUUUUUGAUAGCCGCACUUUGUAUCGGUAUACUUGUGUAUAUGAAUAGGAGAAUUUUGCAUAAAAUGUUUAUAAAGACAAAUGAUACACAAGGUAUUGAUAACAUAGUUUACGAUGGUCAAAGAGAUUCCGUUCACAUCGGCAAUGGAGUAGAUCAACCAGCUUCCAGAGAGGCUAAUAACCAGCAUGAGACAAAUCGAGGUAAUAUGUGGAAUUAUGGACAUUUGAAUGAAACUUGAUAUGCAAUACACAACAAAAAUCCAUAAAUACAGUAUAUAUAUAUAUAUAUAUAUAUAUAUACAGUAUAUACUCAAUAUCUCGUGAAUAAAAGGGAUAUUCAAUUACUGUUUAAUAAUAGUUAACAACAUUAUUAGAUAUUUAUCAAAAGUUGUCUAUAUAACUAUCGAUAGAGCGACUACAACCAACUUAUAAUUAAUCACUGACAAUAGAAUAGCAUAAUAAAACAUAAUAAAGCAGUGUCAUUCUAUCUUGAUCAGUAAAUGAAGAACUUCUGUUUAAAGUGUUUUCUCCCUUUUUUUUGCUAUUUCGCC
This is a messenger RNA of Dimorphilus gyrociliatus, 2283 nucleotides long. NCBI's taxonomy places the organism in Eukaryota, Metazoa, Annelida, Polychaeta, Dinophilidae. The record is from the annotation of a GenBank genome assembly.